Molecule: messenger RNA, 1263 nt
Organism: Rhopalosiphum maidis (corn leaf aphid)
Lineage: Eukaryota; Metazoa; Arthropoda; Insecta; Hemiptera; Aphididae
Product: protein ALP1-like
Exons: 2
Coding region: 1-1263 (420 amino acids)
Source: RefSeq, a predicted model, not a curated record
AUGUCGGCUGAAAAGGAAUUACAUUUUCGUCAUGCUUGUAAAAUAGUAUUAAAAUUAGUAACUGAACAUAUCAUAUCAGAUUUAGAAAAAAAAAGUAAAAAAAAGAAUAGGUCAGUCUGGGUAAGGAAGUGGAUUGCUAGAAGACAACAUUUUGGAGCAUCCGAUAUACUUUUAAAAGAACUUGCGUUAGAAGAUCCAAAUUCAUUCAAAAAUCAUUUAAGAAUGUCAUCAGACCUUUUUGAAACCCUACUGCAGCAUGUUACACCAUCAAUAGAAAAACAAAACACAACAAUGAGAGACGCAUUACCAGCUAGAUUAAAACUCCAAAUUACAUUAAGAUAUUUAGGAUCCGGAGACUCAUUUGCUUCAUUGCAAUACUUAUACAGAGUACCGAAGUGUACGAUUUCAAAAUUUCUACCUGAAGUGUGUGAUUCUAUUUACAGUGUGCUUGAAAAUUACAUAAAAGUUCCAAAUACCCAAGAAGAGUGGGAUGAUAUAAAAAAAGGAUUUUCAAAUAGAUGGAAUUUUCCGGGCUGUGGUGGAGCCCUGGAUGGCAAACAUGUGGUUUUAAGAGCCCCGUUUCAUUCAGGAUCGAACUUUUACAAUUAUAAAGGCUCAUUUAGCAUUAUUUUGUUUGCACUUGUUGAUGAUCAAUAUUGUUUCAAAUAUAUAGAUGUUGGAUCUAAUGGAAGGGCAUCUGAUGGGGGUAUUUUUUCAAAAUCUAGUUUAAAGAAUGCCGUGGAAAAUAAUUUAUUAAAUAUGCCACCUAAUACAAUAUUUGUAGCAGAUGACGCAUUCCCACUUAAAGAUUAUCUAUUGAAGCCCUAUUCUCAUCACGGCCCAUUGACAAUAAAAGAAAGAGUUUUCAAUUACAGACUAUCACGUGCUAGACGCAUCGUUGAAAAUGCAUUUGGUAUUCUUGUUUCUAGAUUUAGAAUAUUUGAAAAACCAAUUGCAUUGUCUCCUGAAAAGGCAGAUAAUAUUGUAAAAACAACGUGUGUUUUACAUAACUGGUUAAGAAUGAAUUCUUCCUCUUAUCUUAACCGGGGUUGUGUUGACGAAGAAGACCAUGAAAAUGGAGUAAUAAUUGAUGGAACAUGGCGAAAAGAAAUUCGAGGACUGGGAUUACCAGAUUUGACUAGUGCUAGUGAGAGUAAUAAUUAUACAAAAAAUGCUUCAAACAUAAGAAAUAAUUUGGCUGAUUGGUUUAUGGGAGACGGAGCCGUACCUUGGCAAAUGAAUAUGCUUAAUCUCAAGAAAUAA